Molecule: messenger RNA, 1307 nt
Organism: Vicia villosa (hairy vetch)
Lineage: Eukaryota; Viridiplantae; Streptophyta; Magnoliopsida; Fabales; Fabaceae
Product: F-box/kelch-repeat protein At2g44130-like
Exons: 1
Coding region: 106-1140 (344 amino acids)
Biological process (GO): negative regulation of cytokinin-activated signaling pathway; regulation of phenylpropanoid metabolic process
Molecular function (GO): protein binding
Source: RefSeq, a predicted model, not a curated record
CACUCAAUAUUUCACACUCAUCUUCACACUCAUCUUCACACUCACUCAUUCACUCUCACUUUAUAAUUUACAAACAAAAUUCAAAAAAAUCAAAGCAUAGAACCAAUGGACAUACUAUCUAAUCCUGAGUUCAUUGAGUUGAUUCCCGGGUUACCGAGCGAACUCGGACUAGAGUGCCUCACUCGUUUACCUCACUCAGCACACCGAGUCGCGCUUCGUGUCUGCAACCAGUGGCGACACUUGUUUCAGAGUGAUGACUUUUACUGUCACAGGAAAAAAACCGGGCACACCAGAAAGGUUGCUUGUUUGGUUCAAGCCCGUGAGCAGCAUGCUGAAGUGGAAAAACCAACUGGGUCAACGCCACCGAGUUACGAUAUCACUGUGUUUGACCCGGAGAGUAUGUCAUGGGAUCGGGUUGACCCGGUUCCGGAGUACUCACUCGGGUUGCCGUUGUUCUGUCAGUUAAUCAGCUGCGAAGGAAGCCUCGUGGUUAUGGGUGGAUGGAACCCGGCGAGUUACGAGCCUUUAACGGCGGUGUUCGUUUAUGAUUUCAGAACAAAUAUGUGGAGGCGAGGGAAGGAUAUGCCGGAGAAGCGGUCGUUUUUUGCUACCGGGUCAGGUCAGGGUCGGGUUUAUGUUGCCGGUGGACACGAUGAGAAUAAGAACGCUCUGAAAACUGCUUGGACUUAUGACCCGAAAAAGGAUGAAUGGACGGCGUUAACUCCGAUGAGUCAGGAACGAGACGAGUGCGAGGGAGUGGUUGUCGGCGGCGAGUUCUGGGUGGUCAGCGGCUACGCAACGGAGAGUCAAGGGAUGUUUGACGAGUCAGCGGAAGUGUUGGAUAUUGGGUCGGGUCGGUGGAGGAAAGUUGAAGGGGUUUGGGAAGCGGGUCGGUGCCCCAGAUCGUGUGUUAAUAUUUGUGAAAAUGGAAAAGUUGUGGAUCCGGGGCUCCGAAUUGGAGUUUGUAGUGUUAAAAUCGGGUCGAAGAACUUGGUGACUGGAUCCGAAUACGAAGGAGCACCAUAUGGGUUUUAUUUGGUAGAAAAUGACGAAGGGCAAAACCGUAAAUUAAGCAAAAUAAGUAGUGUUCCUGAAGGUUAUUCUGGGUUUGUUCAAUCAGGGUGCUGUGUUGAAAUCUAGUAUAAACCGUUAGAUUUAAAAAAGAAAAAUAUCUCUCUUAAUCUAAAUUAAGAGGAAGUAUAUAACUUUGUAUGUACCAUGGUUUUGUAGUGAACUUAUUAGUAUUAGAAUCAUGUAAUUUAUCAUAAUUUUACUUUAUAGUACUUGAACAAAAUCAUGAUACUGUA